UGUUCCCCGAAAGACCCUUUCAUGCGUCAGGCGGGGCCCCGAUCUCUGAAAAAGGUACCGCCGCGGUAACUAGAAUCUACUUUCAACGAGCUAAUUCAGACUAAUGACUGUUGAUCAUCAUGUCCGAUGAAAAUGGAAAAAGGACGAGUAUCCAGACCAUUUUAAGGGAUAAUUUUACCAAAAUUAGUGAGCAAAUUGAAGAAUUCCAAAUGACACAAGGAGAAUGGCGAGAGUUGAUGAAAUCUCACAAGGAGUAUCACAUGUUUGACAACAUCAUCACAAUGCAACCAGAGGCAGAGUCUAAGUUUAGUAUGGGAUGUCUAUAUUUCAAAGCUCUUCUUUGGUUCUUUGUGAGCUUAUUUCUGACAGUGUUCUUCCUUUUCGCGCUGUUUUCAAAUGGAGUCAUUUCGGAGGAUUCUUUUCUGGGUUCUGUUCAUUACCACAUCUCCAAGUUUUAUGUUGAAACAUAUGAUGGUGCGUUUCUUGACAAAGAACAUUGCAUUAUGCCGCUCCAUGAAGUUGUUCAAGAUCUAUUCCGACCUCCCAUUUUAAACUGCAGCAUGUGUGCAGGCAUGACUUCAGUAGAUAUACGCACCAACCUAACAACCGAUGAGUUCAAGGCAAAAUAUGCGUACUCUAGUCGACCUCUUCUUGUGACGGAUGGAAUGGAUGGCUGGACAGCUUUAGAUACCUUCAGUUUUCAAUUCUUUCAGGAGGUGUAUGCAGUAGGCAGUAAAGCACUGAAGAGCGCAGAAGAUGACUGCCAGUUCUUCCCUUAUAAAACAGAUUUUGAGAAGCUUGGAGAUGUGUUUAACAUGACAGUUGAUCAAGCUUAUUUGAGAGAUGGCUCAAAUUCUAAGCCAUGGUACAUUGGAUGGUAUGUCGAUCAAGCUUAUUUUGAAUUUGGUUUAUUUCAAUAUGAUGAUUUUUUUUUGCAUAGCCAUGCAUUGGCAUGGCCUAGCCUAACCCAGGGAGCUCCGGCCUGCGAAGCGGGCUGGAGCCUAGGAGCUCACCGUACAUUUACUCAUACUCGCGGGACUUAUUCUGCCUUCAGUUCUGGUCACAAUAACUUGGAAAGAAAAUUGUGA
Lytechinus variegatus (green sea urchin) is the source of this 1088-nucleotide messenger RNA. RefSeq lists its product as uncharacterized. The record is from RefSeq and is a predicted model, not a curated record. The transcript has a single exon. NCBI's taxonomy places the organism in Eukaryota, Metazoa, Echinodermata, Echinoidea, Temnopleuroida, Toxopneustidae. The coding region runs from base 120 to 1088 and encodes 322 amino acids.